Molecule: messenger RNA, 894 nt
Organism: Leishmania mexicana MHOM/GT/2001/U1103
Lineage: Eukaryota; Euglenozoa; Kinetoplastea; Trypanosomatida; Trypanosomatidae
Exons: 1
Coding region: 1-894 (297 amino acids)
Source: RefSeq, a predicted model, not a curated record
AUGCGCCCAGUGACGCGAUCGCCGCUCCUCGUCGCCGCCGCUGUCGUGGUGGCGACCACGCUGUGCCUCAACAGUGACAACGCUAUCCUGUCCCUGUCCUCUGGUGUGCGGCUGGCACGCGCGGAUGGCCCCAUCACGAAGGAGCAGUGCCUCAUCCUUAACCCGAAGCCGACCGUCACGUCCUGCACGGCGUACCUGCCGCCUAUUGUCGAUGUAUACGGAUUUCUGCCUUACGACAAGACGCCGGCCUACAUGAAUUGCGUAAAGGAGCGGUGCCUUUGCACGGGCGCCGCGACAAGUAUGGACAUCAAGACGAGCGGGUUCUACUGCAACAGUUCUGGGUGGAUGGAGAGCGGCUACACAACGUGCAACGUGUUGGUCGACUGCUUCUCCAAGUUUUGGCGGUGCAUGAACAGUGCAAUCUACAUGCGCUACGUUGACAGCCGCGAGAAGCUCGAUCAGGCGGAAAUAAAUAUUAUGGCGGACAUAGUCGCCCACGGCAACCGCCCUGGUGAGCCGUUCGACAUCACCGAUGUGUUCCGCUCGUGCCGUCUGAUGAUGUGCGCUGCCGCGCACUCGCGCCAGAACUGCGGCCUCGUCACGUGUCUGCCGAACUACACCCAGUGCGACGAGUACAUCCACCCUCCGCCGCUGCCGUAUACACGUGAACUGUGCACGCAGGGAUGCCGUGCCGUCUUGCUUAUGAUGGCGCUGACGAUCGCCGCGGUGUCCUUCUCUGCUUGCUGCUUCUUCUUCUGCCCGGCACAGGUGCGCAUGAGCGAGCCCCUGCUGAAGGAAGAAGCGCCGGCGAGGGGGCCCGAGUCGAACUCCAUGCAUAGCGAGGUGGACACGCAGGAGAGGCGGCGAUGGAUUGGCGAUUCGUGCACGCAGUAG